AUCAAUCCUUAAUUUUUGCAAUGCUAACCAUUCCCAACCAUUCCAACCAAGCUCAAGCAGGGUGGCGCUGGCGCGGGUGCCUCGCCUCCGCGUUCCGAACCGCGUUGGCCUGCACCAUUGUCGGUUGCACCACCCUGUACGGCCCCGCCUCCCUCCAACGCCAAAUACCCUUCCCGGCAUUUUCCUAUGUGACAGCAAUCCUCAUUGUCACCGACGCAACAUUAGGCGACACCCUCCGUGGCUGCUGGCUCGCUCUCUACGCCACGGUCCAGAUCGUCGGUCCAGCUAUUUUGUGCCUGUGGCUGGUUGGACCGGCCUGGUUCUCUACCGUGACCACUGCUCUGGCGGUGGCGCUUAGCGCAUUUGUGGUGGCCCUGCCAGCUGAGUCCACCCACUUGGUAGCUAAGCGCAUAGCGUUGGGCCAGACUGUGAUUUUGUACGUAAUAGCUUUUGUCGAUGGCGCGCACACUGAAGCUGUCAUGCACCCAGUUCACGUGGCAGCAAGUACUGCAGUUGGAGCCUUGGCUUGUGUUCUCGCCUUGUUGCUUCCUUACCCACGGCUAGCCUAUUGCGAGGUGAAACAGAAGGGCAAGCUACUGGCUGAGAAUGCAUCAGAGAGGCUAAAGCUGUUUGUGCAAGCAUUUUGUGCCGAGGAUGGCACAUCCUCACUUGCAUUAAUCUCUCAAGCUAAGUCAUGUGGAACAGGAACCAAAUUUCUUCAAAGUAUCAAAAGGCACCAAGAAGGCAUGCAGUGGGAGAGAUUUCCAGUCAAAAUUUUCCAACCCUGGCACAAAAACGCAGGAGUUAGACUGCAAGACAUAGAGAUACUCUUUAGAGGGAUGGAAUUGGCUUUAACGAGUACCUCUUCAUAUCCAGUCAAAAUGCUGGAUGAAGAGCUCAGAGAUGAUCUGCUUCGACUAUCCAUAAAACAAGCCGAGAGCUUUUUGCCUUGUGAUCCAGUAAGUACUGUUCCCGAGUCCACUGCAACAGAAGAUAUAAUGAAGUCCCUCCCAACCCUUCAAACCAUUCCAAUAACCCACCAAGAUUUACCCUCUUUUUUCUUCUUAUUUUGCAUGAAUUUCCUCCAUAACAAAUCAUUGACCAGACCAUCUGUUCCCAAACAAGACAAAUGGAAUGAGAAUUCUACUGAUAAUCAUCCAUGUAAAAUAAAUUUGUUCUGCUUCAAAGGGAUUUGGAAUAGCAACAGGCUAAUGCCAGCAUUCAAAUGCUCACUUUCCUUAGGCCUUGCAGUACUAUUUGGGUUGCUAUAUAGCAAGGAAAAUGGAUAUUGGUCAGGACUCCCAGUGGCAAUCAGUCUCGCAUCAGCCAGGGAGCCAACAUUCAAAGCUGCCAACGUUAAAGCACAGGGGACUCUCUUAGGAACAGUGUAUGGAGUAUUGGGAUGCUUUCUUUUUGAAAAGCUCUUGCCAAUAAGAUUCUUAUCUCUUCUCCCUUGGUUCAUUCUCACCAGUUUUCUCCGGCGUAGCCGAAUGUACGGCCAAGCCGGAGGAAUUUCUGCAGUCAUUGGGGCAGUACCAAUACUUGGCAGGAAAAAUUUUGGUCCCCCAAGUGAAUUUGCUAUAGCAAGAAUUACUGAAACCUUCAUUGGAUUGUCAUGUUCAAUCAUGGUUGAACUUAUCUUUCAGCCCACUAGAGCUUCAACUCUAUCAAAAAUUCUACUCUCUAAAAGUCUUGGAACAUUGCACGAGUGUGUCGAUUCAGUAAGCCUUGGAAUUAGCAGCAAAUUAUCCGAUUUGGAAGAGAACCAAAAGAGGCUGCAAAUUCAAGUAAGUGAGAUGGAAAAGGUCAUUGAGGAAGCUGAGGUGGAACCCAAUUUCUGGUUUUUGCCUUUUCACAGUGCUUGCUAUGGUAGGCUAUUUCAGUCAUUGUCAAAAAUGGUUGAUCUCUUGCAUUUUAUUGCUCAGACGGUGAAAUAUAUAUCUCUCCAGCAAGAAUCACAAGAGGGUUCUUGGAAGGAGGUUGUCGACAAGCUAAACGACGACCUUAAACUUUUCAAGGAAAUGGUCGGGUCGUCAAUUAAGUGUUCUGAACAAGUCACUUCCAUAAAGUCGCUCACAUUGCUUGAAAAGGAGCUCGAGAAGAAAAAUGUUUCUUGUGAUGAUCUUGAGUCUGGAAAACCACGAGACCCAAAAAUUGUCAUGGUUUCCAGUUUACAUGAGAAGGAGAUGGAGGAGAUAAUAGAUUCAUAUCUGCAACAUUCGGAAGAACUUCUAGACAAAAUCCAUGAUCAAAACGAGCUCAAGUGCCAGGGGGUUCUAAGUUUGACAGCCUUGGGGUUUUGCAUGAGUAGUUUAGUGAAAGAGACCAGUGAGAUUGAAAAGGAAAUCAAGGAACUGGUUCAGUGGGAGAAUCCUUCAAGCCACAUUGACUUAAACGAAAUCUCAUCUAAAAUACAUGCUUUAUACAAAUUAUAAGCAGUGUACCAAUUCGAUAGCAAUUGUAUUGAAUAAAUUAACCUGCAACA
Messenger RNA from Alnus glutinosa, 2485 nucleotides. RefSeq lists its product as uncharacterized. Gene Ontology annotation, molecular function: transmembrane transporter activity. The record is from RefSeq and is a predicted model, not a curated record. Gene Ontology annotation, cellular component: plasma membrane. The transcript is spliced from 3 exons. Lineage: Eukaryota; Viridiplantae; Streptophyta; Magnoliopsida; Fagales; Betulaceae. Gene Ontology annotation, biological process: transmembrane transport. The coding region runs from base 21 to 2435 and encodes 804 amino acids.